ACUGAUCGACAUAUAGGCUACAUUUGGCUAUGCACAUGACCCAUAACUAAACUGGGUUUAUGCAAUAUUGUUGGGUUAAUUCACACCGGAUAUGCACAUUUACAUUUGAUAUUCAGACACUUGUCAUGCCAAAGGAGCAAUAGAAAACAGUCCAGUCAUGACAAAAUGGCGAGCGGAGUUGGAAAACACAAACGGCUGUUGGGCCCAACAGAGCCAUGGUCAAUUAGAGAAAAGCUGUGCCUCGCCUCCUCUGUCAUGAAGAGUGGUGACCAGAACUGGGUGUCUGUGAGCCGAGCAAUUAAGCCAUUUGCAGAGCCUGGACGACCCCCUGACUGGUUCUCUCAGAAGCAUUGUGCAUCACAAUACUCUGCGCUCCUGGAGACAACCGAAGCCCCAAAGAGAAAGCGAGGUGAGAAAGGGGAGGUGGUUGAGACAGUGGAGGACGUGAUCGUCCGCAGGCUGACGGCAGAGAGAAUCGAAGAGUUGAAGCGACUGAUUAAGGAGACACAAGAGAAGCACAGGAAACUGAAGAGAGAAGCUGAGCUCAUCCAGGCAGGACAUUUGGACUCCAAACUCGAGGAGUUAUGGGAGAAAAUUGUAUGGAGCAGAAAACAAGAGGAAGAGGAAGCUGAGGUGAAGAGAAAGGCCACAGAUGCAGCGUACCAGGCCAGGCAGGCAGUGAAGAACACUCCUAAACGUGUGCCCAGUGUGACCGUGUGCUCUCCCUCUGGGGCCUGCUCUCCCAGCCUGGAUUUCCCCAUCGGAGACUCAUCUGAAGAGCCCAACACCGCUGGGGCAGGGGCAACAGUGUUUGUGCCCCUGGCAGAGUUACCAGGCCCUGGAGUGGUAGAUGUGAGUUUGGGGUCACUGCUAGAUGAAGCAACACAGAGGAAGCUUUUGGGUCAGAAAAUCACACCACCCCCCUCUCCUCUCCUCUCCGAAUUACUGAAGAAAGGCAGCCUUCUGCCCACCAGCCCCAGACUGGCAGUUGAGGGAGAAUCAUCAUCUAGUCAAUUUACAGGGAGUCACGAUAUUCAGAUGAUGACUUCACUACCUGCCUCUCAGGCAGCGUCAGGUGCUCCUACACUGUCUCGUCUACUGGAAGUUGGCCCCACCCAUUUUCCCUCUCAGCUGAGCUCAUUAGCCACUGCAGACUCCGCCCCCAGCACAACCACUUCUGCCUCGCUCAGCACAGGAGGUGAUGCCCCCCCCAGUGGUUCAGUUGAUAAUAAGGAGGCAGUUUUAGGAGAAGAGGACUUGGUGACUGUGUCCUAUAUGGCAGAGGAGCUGGACUUGGAGACAGUUGGGGACAUCAUAGCCAUUAUUGAAGAGAAGGGCAAUGAGAAUGCAGAAGCACUGGACGCAGCAGCAGUGGAAGCUGCUCUGUCUCUGUGUGAGGACACGGGUCACACCCUGGAAGGUUCCUGGGAUACCAACCCAUUCAGGCCUAUUGAUCAUGAACCCUCCAGCACUGCAGCACUGCCCCCCCACUCUAUGCAUCUAUUGGAGGGAAAGAGAGAAGGUCUGAACACAUGUGGAUCCAGCAGUGGCUGCCCACAGGUAUACCCAACGGCCUCCUUCACUCUCCCAUCUGCUCCUGAAGACCCCACCCCAACACCAGGAGCCCAUUCAGAACCAGAUGCCUCCAGACCAGAACACAGAGAAGAGGGCCAUGAGGAGAAGCCAGAAUCACUUCAUGCUGUGAUCAAGACUGAGAGUGAUGAAUGGACACCGUCUCAAUCAGAUACUCAUUCUGAAGAUGACCCUGUAGUAGAACAGCACUCAAAGGAUGUAAAAGAGGAGGAGGAAGCUGUGAGCGAUGCAGAGGAGGGUAGUGUGUUGGAGUUGAAAGAGGGAUUAGAAGGGGAUGGAGCUGAGGAUUGUGGUGGAGACGAGGAUGGAGAGGGUGUUUAUCUCUCCGAGCCAGAGGGAGAGACAGAGUUGGACCCUCCGGCAAGCGAGAGCGAGGAUGGAUACAGCAUGCGCACGGCAUCGUCUUCCCUACAGCUCCACACCACUGUAGACUCCAUUCCCAGCAGUCCUGCCUCCUCACAGUUCUCUAUAUGCAGUGAAGAUCAAGAAGCUAUUCAGGCUCAGAAGAUCUGGAAGAAAGCCAUUAUGCUGGUGUGGCGAGCAGCAGCCAAUCACAGGUAUGCAAAUGUCUUCCUGCAACCAGUGACAGAUGACAUUGCUCCCGGUUACCACAGUAUUGUGCACAGGCCGAUGGAUUUGUCCACCAUCAAGAAGAAUAUCGAGAACAGUCUGAUGCGCACCACAGCCGAAUUCCAACGCGACAUAAUGCUGAUGUUCCAGAACGCCGUGAUGUACAACAGCUCAGACCAUGAUGUGUUCCACAUGGCUCUGGAGAUGCAGAAGGACGUCCUGGAGCAGAUCCAGCAGUUCUUGGCCACACAACUGAUCAUGCAGACUUCAGAGUCAGGCAUCAGUGCCAAGAGCCUGCGUGGGAGAGAGGCCAACCGCAAACAGGACUCAAACGACAAGGACUGUGUACCCAUGGCCUCUCCUGCAUUCCUUCUCUCACUUUUUGACGGGGGCACUAGGGGGCGACGCUGUGCUAUAGAAGCCGACCUGAAGAUGAAGAAAUGAGUGUUAUUCCUUGUGUUAUAGCUAAUAAAUGACUGAGACUGAUGAAUACAGAAGAAUUCAACUUAAUAUGCCUGAACCGUAUCGCUUACUUCACACUACUAUCCCGACAGUACAGCAGCUGUAUUCACAUGGAAUAUUGAAUGAUUGAGUCAAUGGACAAACUUGAUGUAUAAGAUUUCCCAAAAAAGGGACUGCCUCAAAAUCUGAGUGAAGUUGGUGUGUAUUUGUCUUUAUGUAAAGUUGUUGUGGGAUAUGUUGUGUUGUAUUGUGUUUUGUGUAUGAAGAGUGCCUUUAUAGGUAUUGAUGAAUGAUUGGAGAUUAAACCUGUGAUGAACAUAUGGAGAACUGACAUUGACACACUUUUUAUGGGGAUAACAGGGUUCUGAAAACCAAGUUUUAAAAAUCCUUUUGCUUCAGACCGAUUUGUGAACCAUUUUGACCAAGUGAUGGUAAAUAAUCUAC
Molecule: messenger RNA, 3069 nt
Organism: Xyrauchen texanus (razorback sucker)
Lineage: Eukaryota; Metazoa; Chordata; Actinopteri; Cypriniformes; Catostomidae
Gene: brd8a
Product: bromodomain containing 8a
Exons: 20
Coding region: 166-2607 (813 amino acids)
Cellular component (GO): NuA4 histone acetyltransferase complex
Molecular function (GO): protein binding
Source: RefSeq, a predicted model, not a curated record